AAACAUCGCCGGCAAUGACGUGGACUAUUUGUCACCGUCGUCAACCUCCAACAUUCAUACCCUCAAUCCCAACACCACAUUAUUCUGUCUAUAUUCUACAUAUCUAUAUCUAUACCCAACUUGUACAUUCUGCAUAAAAACCUUUGUACAAUGUAUACUCACACCACCACACCCAUUUCCUGCACUUUCCCUUUCCAAUCCCACAAACUCAAACUCAAACCCAUAUAUUUAAACCCAUCAAGUUCACACCUUUAUUCACAUUUCAACAAUUCAAGAUUCAUUAAAUUCCAACAUUUUAACAAGUGGGCCCACCUUCAAACUUGUUAUAAUUCAUUGAAUACCCAAAAAUCACAAGACCCACUUGAAUUAGAGCAAGAAAAUAGUAAUAUGAAGAUUGAUGGUGGUGAGAAUGGAGGUGGUGAUGGUGGUGGUGGUGGCAAAACGACGUCGUUUUUGAUAUUCUUAUUUUGGGGUGGACUUAUGUAUUAUGUUUUGCUUGCUGCACCUAACCAAACUCCGUCAACAGACAUGUAUCUACUGAAAAAGCUGUGCUUUUUGAUUGGUGAUGAUGGUUUCCAACUGAAUCGAGUGAUUGUGUCUCUUUGGAACAUCAUGGGAUUAUGGCCUUUAGUGUAUUCUAUGCUGUUGAUUCCAUCUGGCAGAAGCUCAAAAGGAAAUGUUCCUGUAUUCCCAUUCUCCAUACUCUCAUUCUUCUUGGGAGCAUAUGCUCUAAUACCGUAUUUUGUUCUUUGGAGACCGCCACCACCAGCUAUUGAAGAAGGGGAACUGAAAAGAUGGCCGCUGAACUUUCUCGAGUCAAAACUGACAGCCGGGGUGGUCUUUGCUUUAGGAUUAGGUCUAAUCGUCAAUGCGGGCUUAGCCACCGGGGACAAUUGGAAGGAGUUUCUCCAGUACUUUGGAGGGAGCAGACUCAUUCAUGCUACUAGCAUUGACUUUGCACUACUAUCUACUUUUGCCCCUUUUUGGGUCUACAACGAUAUGACUGCUAGAAAAUGGAGCGAUAAGGGGUUUUGGCUUCUUCCCUUAUCUGUGGUUCCAUUUCUAGGUCCUGCUAUAUAUCUUCUUUUAAGGCCAUCGUUAUCAGCAGUCGCUGUUACAUCAAGCUUGCCUGGAUUAAAGGAGGAAUAAUGCAUGUGUAUGUAGUUCGAAGAGCUGUCUGCUCACUUGCCCCGGAAUGAUAGCCACGGUCAAACGCACUAGGAAUAGAUUCUGAAUGUAACAUUUUGUGUACGAUUUUGAAGGAAUGUACAAUAAGUUUUUCGUGAAGAGAGGAAAAAAGUCAAUCUUUAAUACUUGACUCAUGAACAACUAUAGAAUAUAUGUCUCAUUUAACUUCUUGCAUCUUAA
Erigeron canadensis is the source of this 1368-nucleotide messenger RNA. RefSeq lists its product as uncharacterized. The record is from RefSeq and is a predicted model, not a curated record. Bases 151 to 1149 code for a protein of 332 amino acids. The transcript is spliced from 6 exons. NCBI's taxonomy places the organism in Eukaryota, Viridiplantae, Streptophyta, Magnoliopsida, Asterales, Asteraceae.